AUGGUGUCUUCAAGAAAAUCCCUUUGUGUAUUGGAUGUUCCUUCAAUUCCAUCACCUAUAAAACCAGUUGGUUCUGAUUCAUUUGUUGAUGAUUUAGAACCAAUGACUAUUUUAGAUGAUGAAGACAAUAAUCCUUUAGAAUACAAACCACCAAAUUGUAAUUCUGCAAACCAUGAGCUUAACGUUUCUUUUAUUGAAAGUUCGGGUAGUCAAGGAUCUUCUUUAUUAAGUUCUUGUGAUUUGGGACGUCCUAUGCUUCCUGGUAGAGAAACUGAAAGUUUUAUUACUACAGAUACUUCAACAGAAGCGGAGGAACAAUUAGUUGAAGAAGUGUGUAACGUUGUAACUAAAUCUAUUCCAAGUAAUAGAUUGUUUGUUAAUUUAGAAGAAAAAUCACGUUUUCACAAUAACACUGGAAAUUUUAAUAAUCAUUCUUAUCUCGCAACUCAAAAAGUUCAUUGUAAUGACAAUAGUACUGUUGUAAUUGAUGCAAUUAACAAUGACAUUAGAGUUAUAUCGUCUCUUCUUUAUGAAGGAGGUUUUCGAAAAUGGUCACUUGAUGAAUUUGAUCUUUCUAAUAUGGAUGUAUCAUCUGAAAUAUGGAAAAGAAAAAUGAUUCAAUGUCGUACUGAUAUAAUAAAAGAAUUCGAAAAAGAUCAAAUGGAAACGAUUUAUCUUGUGCAAUUUAGACAAUUUAUUCAACGUCACUCUCAUCUUGAAAAUGCUCGAAAAGCAAUGUCUGAACUUGAGAAAUUUGAUGAGCUUCAUUGUUUGGUUAAUCGUGCAAGAAAUAUGUGGAUGCAACAAUUGCUUUUUAACAUUGCUAAGAUAUCAAAAAUAGAAUUUGAAAGAUUUGCAGAAAAAACCUUGAAAUUUGAUUUUAAUGGAAUUGAUAAACAAUCAUUAAUAGAUUGUAUAUCAUUAAUAAAAAGAGAUUUCAAUGUAGUAGAUAAGUUAAAUACAUUACCUUCAGAAGAUAUAAAGAAUACAUCUUUUUUAAAGCAUCAAAUUGAUACUUCAUUAGAACAAUUAAACAAAGAAACAACUAGGAAUGGGCUUGAAAAUUGUAUAGAUAAAAAUAAUACUAAUAUCAAACAUCCUAUUGAUGAAUUGAAAAAAAAUGGAAAUAGUGUUGUUCCUUUUGAAGACAAAACUUCACCUAAAGAAAAGAAGCCCAGAAGAUUUAUGGGAAUGUUGCAGAGAAUAAUAAAAUUUUUCCGUAGAAAACGAUAA
Messenger RNA from Strongyloides ratti, 1233 nucleotides. RefSeq lists its product as hypothetical. The record is from RefSeq and is a predicted model, not a curated record. Lineage: Eukaryota; Metazoa; Nematoda; Chromadorea; Rhabditida; Strongyloididae. Bases 1 to 1233 code for a protein of 410 amino acids. The transcript has a single exon.